This is a messenger RNA of Lineus longissimus, 1240 nucleotides long. RefSeq lists its product as uncharacterized. The record is from RefSeq and is a predicted model, not a curated record. The transcript has a single exon. Bases 1 to 1044 code for a protein of 347 amino acids. Lineage: Eukaryota; Metazoa; Nemertea; Pilidiophora; Heteronemertea; Lineidae.
AUGCGACCAAAGCGCAUUAUCCUGCUGGUACUACUUCUUGUCGCCGCCCUAUUCAUGUUGAAGGAGUCGAAAGAUAUUUUAGGGUUCUAUCAAAAGGAAUCGAUCAGCAGCAGCUCUGUCAGAUAUGAUGAAUUGGCUUGGGAGGAGGUUCCCAUGGACCAUGACCGUUUAGAACUUGCUAUAAAGCGCCACCAGCUCAAGGAAGUAGUAAAAGCUCCCAACAAAACUAACGUACAUGUAGACCCAGCAGACGGGAUCCGAGACACUCUCUCUGACAUCACUUCCGAUGAUGGCUACGCUGUUCCAAGUCUCGUCCACUUCACGUGGUAUGGAAAACCACACAUGAGAUUUCACCACAUGGUGUGUUUUCUAAGCGUAUAUUAUCGGAUAAAACCUAAACGAAUCUUGAUGUGGUACGAGUCUAAGCCGGAGGGUGAAUAUUGGGAUUACUUAAAGAAAAAUAUCACGGAUUUCAGCAAACUUGUUCGGUUGGUUUACCGGAAAGCACCGACGGCUAUCUUCGGCCGGCCGAUCCGAGUUACCGAGCAUAAAUCGGAUAUCGUCCGCUUGGAGGCCGUGAUGAAUUAUGGGGGGAUUUACCUCGAUCUCGAUGUCAUGGUGAUAAAGUCGUUUGAUCCACUCAGGAGGUAUGACGUCACGCUUGGAAUGGAGCACAACAAAGGUUUAUGUAAUGGGAUAAUAAUUGCGAAAAAAGGUGCCGAGUUUUUGAAAAUUUGGCAUUCGGAGUACAAGACCUUUAAUGAUGGAUCCUGGGACGGACAUUCGAUUCGAUUGCCCUUUAAGUUAUCGCAACAAUAUCCUAACUUAAUUCAUGUUGAAACGGACACACUCAAUCGACCCAGCUGGUUCGAACUGGACAAGAUUUAUGGAAAGAAGCCGUACGAUUGGCACAGGAACUUUGCCAUGCAUUUGUGGUACAGAAAGUACAACAAGGACCAUAACUUUCAAACGAUAAAAACCGUUGACUCUACAAUGGGUCAGAUGUUCAGAUGGACGUUGUACGGCCAUCCAGGGGUGAUGUGACGAGGUAUGGCGUAAGCAUCUGGCGGGGCGCAUGCAGUCGGUGUUCGCGCGGCGGCAUCAAGCAUAUCAGACAACGCAGUAUAAUGGGAUCGCUCGUUUUGGCGUCAACCCAUCGCCGUGGGGAUCUUUGCCAGGCUGCGAACAUACUGCAUGAAAGACACUUUCAGUAAAAUCAAUGUGGCCUCCUCUAUUGCCG